AAAUCAGAGAGAGGAAGAGAGAGAACAGCUUUUGCUGAAAGCAGCUUUGAUCAGCCACUCUUGUUUUAAUUAACAAUGCGAAGCAGACGAUCACUUUGGAUACAAACUUUACUGCUCACUUCUCUUCCUAUAUGGGGAACACUUUGGGCUUCCACGUCUCCCAGUAACCCACCGGCUCCUGAACUCCUAAUUCGUUCACGAUCCGGGAACUCUGUGGUCCUGGUUUGCCGGGCCUCCGAAGGCCAUCUCGGGAUACUCUUCAGACUGUUUAGAUUCAGACAAGAGGUGGACUCACUGGAGCGAUCUUCCACUAAAGAGGUCCUGUUUACUGUCCAACUCAAUGCAACAAAACCCGAACUUUUUUGCUGUUUGUACAAGAACCAGCAAGGCCUGUACAGUGCUGUCAGUCCAUAUUUAACCAUACAACAUCAACCAAAUGUCAUCCCCACUCUGGCUGUACCCACAUUGCCACCUCCAGUCUUAUCAGUGGAGCCUCGCAAUGGGAUGGUUGAACGUGGCGACAUAGUGUACUUCAGGUGUUCUGUCCCUGCUCUUCAGUCUGACUUAAAACCAACGUCCUUCAUUUUGCUUAAGGCAUCUUCAGGGGAAGAGUCAAUGACCAGUCAACAUUAUGAUGUCCAAGUAUCAAACUUGGAAUCCCAACCAGGAGUGUUCAGUGUAGGGCCAGUUACAAAGGGAGAGGACGGCGAGUAUGCCUGCUUGUACCACAUGAGAAGAGGGGAGAACAUUAUCAAUUCAACUGUCAGCAACAACAUUCACAUCCACGUGAAAGAUGCUCUGCCUGUACCAACCCUAGUUCUCCAACAACACACACAAGUGUGGCAUAUGGUCUGUAGGGGCUCAGCUGCGUACCCCGGAGCAGUGUUCUCCUUGUACCUACUGGACAGCAAACUUCCUGUAGCCAGUCACCAUUUACAGGUCACUAGCCAUGAGACCAUCUUCCCACUGCCAGUUCAGGACACUCUUGUGGCCCUGUACCAAUGCCAGUACAGCAUCUUCUUGGGAGGACAGUGGACCAAUUCUGAACGCAGUCAGCCUUUGGCUGUUUCCAAAGUUCUUCCUCCUCCACCACAAAAAGGUCUGUAUCCUAUUUGUGCAGAUAUAUCAGGCGUAGAUUGGCCUCUUAUACUUGGCUCCCUUUCUGCUGUGGUGCUCUUUCUCUGCUCGCUGGCCCUACUGGUGGUGGUAGUUCACAAAAAAGUGAAAGUCAAAGCUGAUCAACAGAAGAAAAGGCUGGAGGCAAAGUUUUGGACUCAAGUUCAUGCGAAGGACCAUGUUGUUGACUUCACCCUCAGGCGUACCAGUGUCACCUCCCAGGGAUGGGCUAGCGGGGACAUGGGCACAGACACCUCCUGCAGAUCCCCAUCAUGGAACUCCCACUCUACAUUCACAAACCCCAUCCCUUAGAAUUUUCUCUCUCUCCAUAUAUUUAUACUUUAUUGUCGUGUGUUUGUGAAACAUCAGUUAGCUUUAAACGCAACGGGACAGGAAAAGCAAUUUCCUUUUUUCCAAUAUCCUGUUUCAUGUGGAGAGGCACACUUGCACAAUUAGACAGGAUGUGAUGUUUACUUUAUUUACCUGCCACUGAGCCAUUACGACUGAAUAAAAUCUGCCAACUGUA
This is a messenger RNA of Corythoichthys intestinalis (scribbled pipefish), 1642 nucleotides long. RefSeq lists its product as uncharacterized. The coding region runs from base 76 to 1428 and encodes 450 amino acids. NCBI's taxonomy places the organism in Eukaryota, Metazoa, Chordata, Actinopteri, Syngnathiformes, Syngnathidae. The transcript has 11 exons. The record is from RefSeq and is a predicted model, not a curated record.